AUGAAUAACAAGAAGUCUCUUUCUGUUAUUACUGAUGGGGAUAAAGCAAUGUGUAAAGCCAUCAAGAGGAUAUUUCCAGACUCUUGUCAUCGAUUAUGUGCUUGGCAUAUUCAACGCAAUGCAUUCACUAAUGUCCAUGUCAAAGAUUUUACUAAUCAUUUUUCUAAGUGCAUGUUCAUGGAAGGCACCGUUGAAGAAUUUGAAUGUGCAUGGAAUGACAUGUUGGAAAUGUUUAAUCUUCAUGGACAUAAGUGGGUGACAGAUAUAUAUGCUAACCGUUCUAGAUGGGCAGAGGCUUAUUUAAGGGGGCAUUUCUUUGCUGGUAUGAAAAACACACAAAGGUGUGAGAGCAUGAAUGCAUACUUGAAUCGUUUCCUUAAAACUCGUUUGAAGCUGUUUGAGUUUGUCAAGCAUUUUGAUAGAGCACUCUCAUGUAUUCGUCAUGAGGAGGCAAAGGCAGAGUUUGAGACACACCAUUCUUCAGCUGUUCUAACAACCAAACUCUAUGCACUUGAGAAAUAUGCAGGGACUGUUUUCACAAGGCAAUCUUUUCUAAAAUUUAGGGAUGAGAUGAAGAAUGCAGAAUUGUUUUUCCCUGUCAGUACAGAAAAUCAUGGAGGUUAUCGUGUCCAUACAUUGACCAAGUUUAGAAGCCCUGACAAGAUUUGGAAAGUAUGUUAUGGUAAUAGUGAUCGGUCUAUGAAAUGUACUUGUAUGAUGUUUGAGUCAGUUGGUUUUCCAUGUCCCCACAUGAUUGUUGUAAUGAAGAUAGAACACCUUGAAGAAAUACCUGAGACUUGUAUUAUGAAAAGGUGGUCUAAGUUAGCAAAGGAAACGGUCCAAGUUCAUCAUGACAAUGAAAGUCAAGGUGAUGCGACUAACAUCAUACGAUAUGGUGCACUCAGCUCUAUGUGCUCACGGAUGUCUUAUUUCGCAUCUCAAUCGGAAAAGCUUUUAAAGAGGCUAGAUGUGAAAUACAAAGACUCACUUGUCAAAUGGAAGAACUUUGUAAAAAUUCAGUGGAAGAAAGUGAACGAGAAGAUUUGA
Molecule: messenger RNA, 1047 nt
Organism: Vitis vinifera (wine grape)
Lineage: Eukaryota; Viridiplantae; Streptophyta; Magnoliopsida; Vitales; Vitaceae
Product: protein FAR1-RELATED SEQUENCE 5-like
Exons: 1
Coding region: 1-1047 (348 amino acids)
Biological process (GO): regulation of DNA-templated transcription
Molecular function (GO): zinc ion binding
Source: RefSeq, a predicted model, not a curated record